Messenger RNA from Amphibalanus amphitrite, 3346 nucleotides. RefSeq names its product glucose-6-phosphate exchanger SLC37A2-like. Gene Ontology annotation, molecular function: transmembrane transporter activity. Gene Ontology annotation, biological process: transmembrane transport. The transcript has 15 exons. NCBI's taxonomy places the organism in Eukaryota, Metazoa, Arthropoda, Thecostraca, Balanomorpha, Balanidae. The record is from RefSeq and is a predicted model, not a curated record. Gene Ontology annotation, cellular component: membrane. The coding region runs from base 138 to 1877 and encodes 579 amino acids.
GUAAAUACGCGCUCCCAGUCGCGUCCAAGGCCCUAUAUACCGUCUGUGGUCGCGUCUGUGGAGUGGGGCGCGUGGGCGGUCUGGGGUGUUGAUGCAGUGGAAAUAAUAUUUUCCUUAUACCUAAGCGCAAAUCGAAAAUGUCAAAAACGCCAUUUGGAAUAUCUUUCUUCGAUAAGGUUGGCUGCUGCUCGGGCUACAACACCAGGGCUAGAAAUAUCACGUUCAAAUGGCUGAUAUUUUUGCUGACGUUUAUCACGUACGCCGCCUUCCACGCGUCCCGCAAGCCCAUCACAGUGGUGAAGAACGUGCUGAAUCAGAACUGCACCGGCAAGGAGCCGCCGCCGGGGGUCAACGCCUCGGCGGACCCGCACUGGUGUGACUGGGCGCCGUUCGAGGGAGAGGACUCCAAUACCCUGCUGGGGUUCCUCGACUCGGCGUACCUGUGCGGAUAUGCCUUCGCCAUGUUCUUCAGCGGCAUGCUGGCCGACCGGAUGGACCUGCGCUACUUCCUGUCGGGCGGCAUGGCGCUCUCAGCCGUCUUCACGGCCCUCUUCGGCCUGGCCUACGUCUGGGAGAUCCACUCGCUGGCCUACUUCAUCAUCAUACAGAUCGCGUGCGGCUGCGUGCAGGCCAGCGGCUGGCCCGGCGUGGUAACCGUCAUGGGCAACUGGAACGGAAAGGGCAACAGAGGUCUGAUUUUCGGCAUCUGGAACUCCCACACGUCGGUGGGGAACAUUCUCGGCUCGCUGAUGGCCUCGGCCUUUGUGGACACCGACUGGGGGCUGUCGUUCAUUGUGCCAGCUGCGUUCCUGGCAGCGGUGGGCCUCGUCGACUUCCUGGUGCUAUCUCCCUACCCGCAGGACGUGGGCUGCGACCCGCCCGUCCAGGACGUGCUGCUGGUGGUGCCGCACCAGGUGACCGACCUGUACUCGGAUAGUGACGCCGCCUCGGCCGACGAGAGCAAGGCGCUGCGAGCCGGCCCGGCCGCCGCCCACCCGGCCGGCGGCGUGUACGGCAGCGUCACCGGUCGCCGGCGCUCGGCCGCCCGCGCCACCGCCGCCGCCUCCGCCGACGAGCUGGCCGGCCUCAUCAGCGAGGGUCCGUCCUCGGACGAGAGCAGUGCUGAAGGGAGCUCCUCGCAGGCCGACCUGACCGACAGCAAGCCGCCCGUGCCGCUCGAGUCGCCGGUCUCAGAGGGCGGCGACGACGAGGGCGCCGUCAGCUUCUUCGCCGCCAUCCGGAUACCGGGUGUGCUGCCGUUCUCGGUGUGCCUGUUCUUCGCCAAGCUGGUCAGCUACACGUUCCUCUACUGGCUGCCGCGCUACCUCCACUCGGCCGCCGGGUACAGCCCCAGCCAGUCUGCCAACCUGUCGACGCUGUUUGACAUGGGCGGCAUCAUCGGUGGCAUCCUGGCCGGCCUGGCCAACGACUGGACGGGCACGCCCGGCAUCGUCUGCGUCAUCCUGCUCAUCAUCGCCAUCCCCAUGAUGUUUGUGUACCAGGCGGUGGCCACGGUGAGCCACCAGCUGAACAUGCUGCUGCUGGUGCUGGUCGGCCUGCUGGUGAACGGGCCGUACGCGCUCAUUACCACCGCCGUCUCGGCCGACCUGGGCACCUCGCUGCGUGGAAACGCUAAGGCGCUGGCCACCGUGACGGCCAUCAUUGACGGCACGGGCUCGGUGGGUGCCGCGCUCGGGCCACUGCUGGCCGGAGUCGCCUCCAGCGGUGACAACUGGACAGGCGUGUUCGUCAUCCUCAUGUGCUCGGACGCCAUUGCCAUAGCGUCGCUCUCCUGGGUGCUGCGGCACGAGGUGCGGGCGAUCCUGCGACGGAGAAGGGAGAGGUUAGCUGACGCCGCCGCCAACGAGCGGCCCUAGGACCUGUCCCAGUCGCCUACAACGACCGAGCCUGGUCGCUCGCUACCGCGGCGUCCGUCAGCAGCAGACCUGCGUCCCUCAGCGGCGGGAGCUGUGGCUGCCUCGGCGUAUUCGCCGGCCGGUCGGAGCAGCUGCGAGCGUUGCCUGCUGUGACGCCAGAGCGGCCGCUCGCGGCGCCCUUUGCUGGCUGGCCAGGGCGGCUGCGAGCGUUGCUGCUGUAGCCGCUCGCGGCGCCCCUGCUGUCUGAGUAGGGCGACCGGCGCUGCGCCCGCGUCUCAGCUGCGUGCGGCGGGCACAAAAGACAGCCGACGGGUGGUCCCUUCGGGUGCAGCGUUCCUCAAGGUGCCGCGCAGUGUGAGGGCAUUGUCUGGUUUCAGGAAACGCACGACUAGAGGGCACAUAUCCCGGUGAAUGUUCUCUUUGGAAUAGACGUCUGACCAAUUUUAAAUUUAUCGAUGUUUUAAGAUUUUUUGUAGACUGUCGAAUAAUUUCCAUUUCAAUUUGUGGGGCGAUAUUUUUGCAGAUGCGAGUACAAUAUUUAUGUGUAAUUUUGUGCAUAUUGCGUCUGAAUCACGUCACGCUUUCCCCAUUCUUUAUGCGUUUUCUUGCAUAUGACUAUUAAAGUUUAGAUUGUAAAUUUGAUGUGUUGAUUUGAUGUACAUCUCCCACCUUGCGUUUAUCACUGCGCCGUUCUAUGAGCCGCAUAUCGGCCUCAUUUGUGGGUGUCUGCUGCCUGCCGAGACUGUUACUGCAUCUCCUAUCGGGGUGCGGCUUUAUAUGGUAACUGUGUCUUUUGGCGCCGUCCGGAUCCCGAUAUCGACAGGCUACGUGGAGAUAUUCUCGCCCAGUGUCGCUCGAAUACUGGAGUGGUCAUUCCAUUGUAUCGUCGUAAAUUGAUUCCGCAUUUGAUUUGUUCCGGUCACAUGCGAUCAGUAUUACGAUGAUUUACCAUUCCUAAUCCUAUCGUUUGUUUUUAUCAACCGUGAGUGUUUUCCUGAAUGAAGUAGGCAGAUCAUUUUAUCUUGGAGGCUCAUCAACUUCUGGGAUCGGAUAUAUAUCAGGGAUAAUGUGUGACUGCUUUGGGAUAAUCUUGAUCCCCCAUUGCAAUCGUUCGCUACUUGAUGUUGAAUGUAUGUUGGCUUGCGCACAGCUGUCAACAGUAAGUGGCUGUUACAGAUGUAUUUGUUUAAUGUUGUGUACGGUGUUGUGCAUGUACUGUGGCUAUGGCGGGCGUGUGCGGUCCCAAUGAAUACCUACCGUGGAGACGCUGUGGAGACCGUGCCUCGGUCGUCACCCCACGGCCUGAGCGUGUGGCUCCCUCUAGUGAGCCGCCGGUCGACUGUCCUGUGAUCGGUCUGAGUGGCGCAUCGGCUCGUAACUCGUGUGAGACAACAGAUGGCUAUUUCCAGUGUGGAUAUCUCAUUAGUUAGAAACUACCAACGGUUAUGCCCAAAUACAUGCUGAAUGUA